Molecule: messenger RNA, 452 nt
Organism: Actinia tenebrosa (Australian red waratah sea anemone)
Lineage: Eukaryota; Metazoa; Cnidaria; Anthozoa; Actiniaria; Actiniidae
Product: U-actitoxin-Avd8d
Source: RefSeq, a predicted model, not a curated record
UGGACGUGACUCAAGGUAUAUCUCAAGCCAGCAAGUCCAUUGAGCAACCCUGAUUUGAAAACAACCGUCGAAAAUGGCCUCAGCACGUCUUUUCGUUCUCCUCAUCAUCGGCACUGUCUUGCUCUGCCAGGUUUCAGGGUUCUUGGAGGAGAUGCUCGCCGAACAUGAAUUGCCUUCCUAUAUGAAGAGAGGAUGUUUCAACAGAUACGGCUCUUCUAUCUGUGGAAAGGUCAUCACGGCUAGUGACUGUGUGAGGAAAGCCUCUUCUCGCAUGGGAUCUUUUGCCCGAUCUAAGUGCAAGGCUCUCUGUGGACUUUGCUAAGUCAAAAGGAUUACUUACCUGUGAUGUUAACUAACAAGGCCGAUUGGAUCGGACACGGAUUGAUUAACUUGAUCAUUAUAUGAAUAGACAAGACAAUAAACUAAUAAAACCGCAUUAUUAAAUCAUCAAA